UCACACUAACCCCCCUGAACAAACGUCAGUUCGACAAAGUCUCUCAAUCAAAGAUAACUUGCUUCUAUAAAUUCCCUCUUCUGUGCUUGAAGAAAUCUCGAGAUAUUCAGUCACACGUACUAUACAUAUACAUACAUUUGUAGGUAUGGUGCAGCCUAGGGAAGUAAAUAGCCUUAGAUCGAUUCAUACAGAGUGAAUUAUACAUUACCUAUUUUCCAUUUUCCAUUUUCGUAUAAGUCGGCGAAUUCCACCGAAUCGGAUCCAUCGACACCAUGACAGUCCGAGUCUCCCUCCUUACCGAAGCAGAUAUUCCAGGUGCUGUAUCCGUGAUUCAACAAGCUUUCGCGGAUGAUCCGUACAGAAAUUGGGUCUUCGACAAAUCCACGUUCAACGCGCAGCGCAACGCGGCCUCUCUUGGCAUUCGGUGCCGAUGGGGGAUGCGCAACGGCAUUUUCCACGUUGCGAAGGAAGAAGGAAGUGAUGAGGUCCUCGGCGUUGCUUGCUGGCUUAGGCCGCAGACCGCAGGACAGCCGUCUUCGUGGCAUGACUGGGUCGAGGGCUGGAAGCUAUGGCUUAACCAGGUCGGGAUGAAUCUCGUCUACGGCCGAGGGGGCCUCAACGUCAAGCGCUAUUACAUAUGGAAAGAGACCCAAGAAAAAGCCCAAUCGGCCGUUUGGACCGACCCUCGGGGAUACUAUUUCCUCAACAUCAUGGUCGUGUCGCCCAAGGCCCAGGGCAAGGGAAUUGGGCGCAUCAUGAUGGAGACCGUGACCGACCAGGCUGACAUCGAGGGCAUGAAGUGCUACCUCGAGUCCAGCCGGGACGUGCCCAACAUGCAGAUCUACGGCCGCUUCGGCUUCAAGUUCGCGAAGGAGCUAGAGUGCAAUGACGACGGCACCGCCAUCAAGCUUUAUGCCAUGGUCAGGGAACCCGCCGCAAAGCCACUGGCGAACUAACCACACGCGUCUUGCACCCUUGGGCUAUACAGUCGCUCCUAUGGCUUGACUGCGGCCUUUGAGAGCUGCGCACGAGGUCCUUAUAUCGAAUUGAUGCCAUUCGUUGUAUAUGGGAGGCAUGUGGGAUAUCAAGAUGCCAUCUGGUUUGAUCGCCCUAAUUGGUCGAUCAUAACGGCCCUGAUAUUUGAAAAAGAAAUCUUGGAAAUCUUGGUCUUGGGUAUAUGGACGUCAUUGACUCCAGUUGGACAUUCCAAAUUCAAGAGAGGUACAUACUUGAUCAUCUAACUUGUGCUUUAUCACUUUCACAUGAAUGCCAUGUGCAUUCGACCCUUCUUGAGGUUUAAGGAGUCGGCUAUGCUCUUCUAUACAACUACAGCCGAGGUUUAUCUAAAGCAUGUGUUCGAUGAACCAGCAUGCAACCAUCCGGGGAGUCGGGUUACGUGUGCGAUCUAUCGGAGGCCUGCACUCUAUAGCUCUUGGGGUAACAACCAGGAACUCGUAUAAAAUAUCUAAAUAUCUAUCUACCUUUCACCAU
This is a messenger RNA of Annulohypoxylon maeteangense, 1491 nucleotides long. RefSeq names its product acyl-CoA N-acyltransferase. Lineage: Eukaryota; Fungi; Ascomycota; Sordariomycetes; Xylariales; Hypoxylaceae. Gene Ontology annotation, molecular function: acyltransferase activity, transferring groups other than amino-acyl groups. Bases 273 to 956 code for a protein of 227 amino acids. The record is from RefSeq and is a predicted model, not a curated record. The transcript is spliced from 4 exons.